This is a messenger RNA of Toxorhynchites rutilus septentrionalis, 591 nucleotides long. RefSeq lists its product as uncharacterized. The record is from RefSeq and is a predicted model, not a curated record. The coding region runs from base 1 to 591 and encodes 196 amino acids. The transcript has a single exon. Lineage: Eukaryota; Metazoa; Arthropoda; Insecta; Diptera; Culicidae.
AUGGAGCCAUUUUCAAAGAUAAAAGAUGUUACGGUUCAUAUUCACCUGGAUCCGGAAGCUAAACCGGUUUUCCAACCGAUGAGACGAGUACUGGUGGUGUUAGAGGAAGCGGUCAAUAGGAAGUUGAGAGAGCUGAUGGAUCGAGAUAUCAUUGAAGAGAAGAAGGAACCAGUAAGCUGGGUGUCACCUUUAGUUGUGGUUGGCAAGAUGAAUGAUGAACCUCGAAUUUGUCUUGAUUUGAGACGUUUUAAUGAGGCCGUUCUGAGGGAUAGACAUCCGAUGCCAUUGAUCGAGGAUCUACUGGCUCGGGUUGGUCCAAACAUGCUGCGCAGUAAAUUAGAUGUGAAAGAUUCCUUCUUACAAAUCGAGCUGGACGAAGCCUCAAGGAAUGUAAUGGUUUUCCUGACCGGGCGUGGACUAUAUCGAUUCAAACGGAUGCCGUUCGGGCUAGUCACGGCUCCAGAGAUCUUCCAGAAGACAAUGGACGAAAUCUUAUGCGGGUGUGAGGGUACAUGGUGGUACAUAGACGACAUUUACAUUGAAGGAAAAAACAAGGACGAAUAUGAGACGCGGGUUGCCAAGGUAGGGUAG